CUCCGCAGUUUUCCCCCAGCUUUGGGUGGUGGCCGCGGCUGGGCUCCGGCUUCCCGUCGGCGGAGGGCGAGGCGGCGUGGACAGCGGCCCCGGCACCCCGCGCCCUGCCGCCCGCAGUCGCGCGCCUGCCCGUCCGCCGCGCCCCGAGUCCGCCGCUUCUCGCGUCAGCGUCCGGCCGCCGCCGCGGCCCAGCGAGCGGCCCAGAUGCAGGCCAUCAAGUGUGUGGUGGUGGGAGACGGAGCUGUUGGUAAAACUUGCCUACUGAUCAGUUACACAACCAAUGCAUUUCCUGGAGAAUACAUCCCCACUGUCUUUGACAACUACUCUGCGAAUGUUAUGGUAGAUGGAAAACCGGUGAACUUGGGCUUAUGGGAUACAGCUGGACAAGAAGAUUAUGACCGAUUACGUCCCUUAUCCUAUCCGCAAACAGUUGCAGAAACGUAUGGUAAGGAUAUAACGUCCAGGGGCAAAGACAAGCCGAUUGCCGAUGUAUUCUUAAUUUGCUUUUCUCUUGUGAGUCCUGCAUCAUUUGAAAAUGUUCGAGCAAAGUGGUACCCCGAAGUGCGACACCACUGUCCCAACACCCCCAUCAUCUUGGUGGGGACUAAACUUGAUCUCAGGGACGACAAAGACACGAUCGAGAAGCUGAAGGAAAAGAAGCUGACUCCCAUCACCUACCCGCAGGGUCUGGCCAUGGCUAAGGAGAUCGGUGCGGUAAAAUACCUGGAGUGCUCAGCGCUCACGCAGCGAGGCCUCAAGACAGUGUUUGACGAAGCGAUCCGAGCGGUUCUCUGCCCCCCUCCCGUCAAGAAGAGGAAGAGAAAAUGCCUGCUGUUGUAAAUGUCCGCCCGCUCCCCCCACCACCCCCCGUCCCCCUCGGAACCUUUGUACGCUUUGCUCAAAAAUGGUGGAGCCUUCGCACUCAAUGCCAAGUUUUUGUUACAGAUUAGUUUUUCCAUAAAAACCAUUUUGAACCAAUCAGUAAUUUUUAGGUUUUGUUUGUUUAAAGUGUAAGACUUCAAACUUUCACACUAUAUUAAAAUUUAGCCCUAAAAUGGGAA
Molecule: messenger RNA, 1061 nt
Organism: Lontra canadensis (Northern American river otter)
Lineage: Eukaryota; Metazoa; Chordata; Mammalia; Carnivora; Mustelidae
Gene: RAC1
Product: Rac family small GTPase 1
Exons: 7
Coding region: 205-840 (211 amino acids)
Biological process (GO): small GTPase-mediated signal transduction; regulation of actin cytoskeleton organization; regulation of cell shape
Cellular component (GO): plasma membrane; dendritic spine; cell cortex
Molecular function (GO): GTPase activity; GTP binding; protein kinase binding
Source: RefSeq, a predicted model, not a curated record